Molecule: messenger RNA, 674 nt
Organism: Vicia villosa (hairy vetch)
Lineage: Eukaryota; Viridiplantae; Streptophyta; Magnoliopsida; Fabales; Fabaceae
Exons: 3
Coding region: 155-445 (96 amino acids)
Source: RefSeq, a predicted model, not a curated record
CAAAAAGUUUACAAAAUAUUUAUUCUUUUACGGCGCGCCAUUUCUACUUCAAUGAAGAAUUUGGGGUUUUCUUGUUCUCACCAAUUCGCAAGCUUUCUCUUUCAGUUUUGAAAAAUUAAUCCUUCCAUUGUACAGGUUUUGGUUGUAAUUGGAAAUGAUGCCUCGACCAUUGUUGCUUGUUUUUCUACUUCUCAUGAUUGUAAUCACUUCUCAGUUUGAGUGGAAACAACAACUUGUGGUUGAUGUUGAUUCUACUUCAAGCUUAUCUCUGAAGCAGCGACGGAUUUCAAAGGGGGUAGAAACAGUAAAGGAAAAGAUUAUUUUAGUGCAAGAGAAAAAUAUUCGAAGAUUGAAUGAGGUUGUAAGGCAUCUCCAGCAACAAUUGCAUCAAUGUAGAAGCACAAAUAAUGGUACGACAAAUAGCACCAUUGUAAGUUUAUAUUAGAGACUGAUCAAUGGUAAUAUCAUUAUACUUCGAUUUUUAGUGGAAUACGGCUCAAUUGUUGCUGUAAUCUUUAUGCUAAUGUUGUAAAGUCUUUUUCUUAAGAUCUUUGAAAGGAGAUGUUAUAAAAAAUCUGCUUCUCAUUGUAUAUUAUAGGAAAUAUUAUUAUUUCCAUUUCACUACAAGACUAUAACAUCAAUGAAAAAGAAAUUGCAAUGUGUUUGAUUGUUCA